Molecule: messenger RNA, 1116 nt
Organism: Macrosiphum euphorbiae (potato aphid)
Lineage: Eukaryota; Metazoa; Arthropoda; Insecta; Hemiptera; Aphididae
Source: the annotation of a GenBank genome assembly
AUGUUGUUGAUGUUCGAAAAUGGUAUACGUGGAGGAUUGGUGCAGGCGAGCAAGCGAUAUGCGACGGCGAACAAUGUAAAGACUCCGGGGUAUGAAGAAACGAAGGAGAAAUCGUGGAUCAUAUAUCAGGACUGUAACAACUUGUACGGGUGGGCAAUGUCUCAGUACAUGCCGUACGGUGGGUUCAACUGGGUUGAACCUACAUUGAAUGGGUUGAACGAUUUAGACGACACUUCACCCAUAGGACGAGUGUAUGAGGUGGACGUGUCGUAUCCAAGACACUUGCGUAACGGACAUAACGACCUGCCUUUCCUGCCACAAAACAGCGUGCCUCGAGGCUCGAAGGUUAGGAAGUUGAUGGCGACAUUUGAGAAAAAGGAGAAUUACAUCGUACAUUAUAGGAACCUACAGCAGGCCAUUAAGAAUGGUUUGAUAGUUGAAAAAGUACAUAGAGUGAUACAGUUUAACCAGUCAGAUUGGUUGGCUAAAUAUAUAGAUUUAAACACCGAAAUGAGGAAAAAGGCUAGGAACGCAUUUGAGAAAGACUUCUUUAAAUUGAUGAAUAACGCUGUAUUUGGAAAAACUAUGGAAUCGAAACGAAAACAGCUGAAAAUAGAGUUGGUAUCCUGUGAGAGGAGGUUACAGAAAUGUAUUAAUAAAACUACUUUUAAACACUGCACUAAUUACAAUGAAAACCUCAAUGCAGUAGCGUUGGAGAAUAAGAUAAUUAAAUUUGACAAACCUAUAUAUAUUGGAUUUUCAGUGCUGGAUAUCAGUAAGACGUUGAUGUAUGACUAUCACUACAAUGUUAUGCAGAAGCACUAUAGGGAUAAAAUUAAGCUAAUGUACACUGAUACAGAUUCGUUGAUAUACCAUAUUAAAACUACUGAUUUUUAUGAAGACUUGGCAGCUAAUCACAGCUUGUUGGAUCGAAUGGAUACAGCUAACCUACCCAGUGAUCAUCCAUGUUAUGUUGCAGUUAGAAAGAAGGAACCUGGGGAAGAUGAACCAGAGGAUGAUUGGCCGGAAUUAGAUUUUAUGGUGGGGAAAGAAGGGUGGAACUGGAACGAGGAAGAGAAAGGCUUAAUGAGAGACCUUCUACAGUGCCUAACCUAA